Molecule: messenger RNA, 711 nt
Organism: Closterium sp. Naga37s-1
Lineage: Eukaryota; Viridiplantae; Streptophyta; Zygnematophyceae; Desmidiales; Closteriaceae
Source: the annotation of a GenBank genome assembly
AUGAUUCAGACGGUAGAGGACGUCUUCCCACGCGAAGGGGAUGGGUGGAACCUGAUUAAGGUCCACCUUCUCACACACGUGCCCGAAUCGAUCAGGAGGGGUGGACUCCCGCAGGAGUUCUCGUCGGCCGUGUACGAGAACGCGUACAUCCGCACGUGCAAGCUGCCAUACAUAACAUCUAACCACCGCCAGCCACUGCAGGCCAUUGCCGCCUACAACGUGCGCGCCUCUGCGAUGGCGCAGCUGACCUCUGCUCUCCCAGCCCGCAGGCACAACCAGACCGCGCUGACCCGGGCGCACACGGCCGUGGCUCUGCCGGCCUUCCCCACUGAUUAUGGGUACAUCAGGCCCCACUACGCCCGUGCCGCUACAUCUCUGCAUGGCGACACGGCCUUCUCAUGCGUGGAGUACCUGUCUUCCGCUAGACAUACCGUGUACGGACGACUAAUCCUGCUGUUGGAUGCAGAGCGACCGCUGGAUAGCAGCAACUAUGAGCCGGCAGAGGUGGCUGUGCUGCAGAGGCUGACCCAACAGGGGUGUGAUGAGUGCACGGGCUGUCAGGUGCUCGGCCCGCCUGGGCUGUUUCGCGGGCUCGUUGUCGUCCCCAUUGACAGGCUCAAGCGCGCUGUCCACUGCGUCCCAUCAUUCGAAGAGAAGGACGUGUGGUUCCUGAACAAGUGGGCGUACCUGGUGAACCAGGAACUGAACUAG